Molecule: messenger RNA, 4032 nt
Organism: Oncorhynchus mykiss (rainbow trout)
Lineage: Eukaryota; Metazoa; Chordata; Actinopteri; Salmoniformes; Salmonidae
Source: RefSeq, a predicted model, not a curated record
GUCGCAGUUGGAGGAAGUGGGGCUUUUACAAUUAGGUAGGGCUUGUUUCUGAGAAUACACAACACAGCCAGCGAAAUGGAGUAAAGUCAACUGUUCUUAUUCGGACUCAAAAGGGAUAACAAGAGGAAAUCGGUGCCUCUUGGAGGACCGUAAACAAACAGGAUAUCAAACGUUCUCCCGCGUCGUCAGUCUGUCGAAUGCACAGAUCUCAGCUGCGGCUUGUGCUGAUUGAGGAGCAGAAACGUUUGAUGGUUACAACUUUACGGAGGAAGUCACUGACGGGCAGCAAAUAUUACCAAGUUAUAUGUACUUAGGUUCUUAGUUUAUAUUUAAUUGCCUCUUCGUCAGCUAGUUGGCAAGCUGUUGAUCGCAAAAAAAAAUUGUAACUUGUUGUUGAAGACUCGGUCGCGAGGGACCGUGGACGGUUACCAAGCUAAGAUUAUCUUAACUAGCCCAUUUCCUCCAACACCCCCUCCCCCAUUAUAGCUAGCUAGCUAGCCACUGUCUCCAUAUCAGAGCCCACACACUGGGGUGAAAUAGAUGACUAUGGUUAAUUUUGUGCGGUUUCGUUGGUCUCUUGUGAAAUAACAUGGAUUUGGCUGAAGAUCAGGAUUCGUUACCUAACUGAGAUGGCGAGCUAGCUAGCGAACUGGAUGAGUGGGUUUCGUGUCGUUGCGAUAAAGCGGUUGUGUUAGCUAGCGCUAGUUUGUUACCUAUGCUUCGUAUAUUAACUAGCCCAAAUUCAGCUAUCUAACGUUACUGGUUAACUCGCUACCAAGUAGCACCGGUUUCCACAGAAGCUAGUAAUAACACUUCUCCCUUGUCGACCACGUAAAUUGAGAAUCUAGCUGGCUGAUUUCGUGGCUGAAUUUACAGUUUAAAUGUGGCAUCUAACGUAAAGUUAGUGCCAACAACUGAAUGCUUGUUAUCUUGAUAGCUAAGUUCGAUAGUUGUCGCCAACGUUAGUUAGCUAAAGUAGAUUUUAGUCGGGUAUAGUUUUUGCGUGCUGGAUAUUCAGCUGGCAACCUACAUCUGUGGUUUGAUUGAUGUCCUCUUCCUAAUAUCGCUGUGUAGGAUCCUAUGCCAAUAAGACAAUUGUUUUGAUUUUUCAUGUUGGUGAAUAUGUUUGAACCUGAACCUCACUACUGUAUUCGCUAGUAUCUGGACCAUUCAUUCGUCAGUACUUUUUUUGUGUGAUACAGGCGAGCUGGCUUGCUCUUGUUAUUUUAGCUUUCUACCCCUGUCAUCGUUAUUACACGAGGAUGUCUUUAUCGAAUACCAAUUCGAUAAAGUGAUACAACCCACCUUUGUCGACGCAUAAAGUCAUGUUUUAUUUUGAAGCAGAUGCGACGAGACACAAUUAGGAAGCUUGAAGCAUACGUCUAGCUGGAGUACCACGUACCGCAAUAUUACAUUUUUAGCUUUUCAAGAAGAUAAAACAAACUAUGUGGCUAGGAUCAGUGGGGAUUCACAGUUAUUAGCUAGUUGCCUUGCUAGUUCGCCACAUCUAGCAGGUGGGCCAUCUAAAAUAAGUGAAGCUCUCUGAAAGGUGGUAAACGAAAUCUCUCAUCAAUCUGGUCUGGCCAUUGAAACCACUACCAUUUUGGCACACAAAAAAAUACCCAGAUGAUAAAUACUAUUUUUUUUUUGUGUAACAAUGGUUGUGUUUUGAGCGACCGUGUGUGCCGAACCUAGAGGAAGAAAACGACACGCUUCAUUCGAUGGUCACCCCUGUCAUCCGCAUAGCUGCCUCGGUCGACCAGGUUGGAACUAGGUUUUAAAGAUUUUCAGUGGACAUUUGCUUUAUCUUUCAACAAAAAAAAAAUCCUUCCCACGGCUGGUGUUGUAUCGACUCGGUCGAACCAGGGUUGAAGAUGGCGGACCUCGAAGCAGUUCUCGCCGAUGUCAGCUAUUUGAUGGCGAUGGAGAAGAGCAAAUCUACUCCAGCGGCCCGAGCGAGCAAGAAAAUCAUACUGCCUGAAUCCAGUAUUCGCAGUGUGAUGCAGAAGUACCUGGAGGAAAGAGAUGAGCUGACCUUUGACAAAAUCUUCAACCAAAAGAUCGGGUUUCUGCUGUUCAAGGAUUUUUGUUUGAAUGAAAUAGAUGAGGCCGUACCACAGCUCAAGUUCUACGAAGAAAUUAAGGACUACGAGAAGUUGGAUUCUGAAGAGGAGCGGUUGUGUCGUAGCAGACAGAUCUAUGAUGGAUACAUCAUGAAGGAACUCCUCUCCUGUUCACAUGCCUUCUCUAAGAAAGCAGUAGACCACGUUCAGACUCACCUGGCCAAGAAACAGGUGCCUCCCUCUCUCUUCCAGCCGUACAUAGUGGAGAUCUGUGACAGUCUGCGAGGGAUGAUCUUCCGCAAGUUCAUAGAGAGUGACAAGUUCACUCGUUUCUGCCAGUGGAAGAAUGUGGAGCUGAACAUCCAUUUGACGAUGAAUGACUUCAGUGUCCAUCGUAUCAUUGGCCGGGGGGGUUUCGGGGAGGUGUACGGCUGCAGGAAGGCUGACACCGGCAAGAUGUAUGCCAUGAAGUGUUUGGAUAAGAAGAGGAUCAAGAUGAAGCAGGGAGAGACUCUGGCUCUGAACGAGAGAAUCAUGUUGUCCCUUGUCAGCACAGGGGACUGUCCGUUCAUAGUGUGUAUGACAUACGCCUUCCACACACCAGACAAACUCUGUUUCAUUCUGGACCUGAUGAACGGAGGGGACCUACAUUACCACCUGUCCCAGCAUGGUGUGUUCAGUGAGAAGGAGAUGCGUUUCUACGCAGCAGAGAUCAUCCUGGGACUAGAACACAUGCACAACCGCUUUGUCGUCUACAGAGACCUCAAGCCUGCUAACAUCCUAUUGGAUGAGCAUGGUCAUGUGCGUAUCUCAGACCUGGGUCUGGCCUGUGACUUCUCCAAGAAGAAACCUCACGCCAGCGUUGGUACCCAUGGAUACAUGGCCCCAGAGGUGCUUCAGAAGGGGACAGCUUACGACAGCAGUGCUGACUGGUUCUCCCUGGGCUGCAUGCUCUUCAAACUGCUCAGAGGGCACAGUCCCUUCAGACAGCACAAGACCAAAGACAAACAUGAGAUUGACCGGAUGACGCUCACUAUGAACGUGGAGUUGCCAGACUCGUUCUCUGUGGAGCUGAAGGGUCUAUUGGAGGGUCUGCUGCAGAGAGACGUGGUGAAAAGACUGGGCUGCCUGGGACGAGGGGCCCCAGAGGUGAAGGAGCAUCUGUUCUUCAAAGGCAUUGACUGGCAGCAAGUGUAUCUCCAGAAGUAUUCUCCCCCUCUCAUCCCUCCUAGAGGAGAGGUAAAUGCAGCAGAUGCUUUUGACAUUGGUUCCUUUGAUGAGGAGGACACCAAGGGCAUCAAGUUGUUGGACAGUGACCAGGAGUUGUAUAAGAACUUCCCGCUGGUCAUCUCAGAGCGCUGGCAGCAGGAGGUGGCUGAGACGGUGUACGAGGCGGUCAACUCCGACACGGACAAGAACGAGGCCCGCAAGAGGGCCAAGAACAAACAGCUGGGCCACGAGGAGGACUAUGCCCUGGGGAAGGACUGUAUAAUGCACGGCUACAUGUUGAAGCUGGGGAACCCGUUCCUGACGCAGUGGCAGCGUCGAUACUUCUACCUGUUCCCCAACCGAGUGGAGUGGAGGGGAGAGGGGGAGUCACGGCAAAACCUGCUGACGAUGGAGCAGAUUGUGACGGUGGAGGAGACGCAGAUUAAAGAUAAGAAGUGCAUCCUGCUGCGCAUCAAAGGAGGGAAGCAGGUUGUCUUGCAGUGUGAGAGUGACCCAGAGUUUGUCCAGUGGAAGAAGGAGCUGACCGAGGCGUUCACUGAGGCCCAGAAGCUGCUGCGUCGCGCUCCUAAGGUCAUUGGGAAGGGACGGGCUGGGGGGGUGGAGCUCUCCAAACCUCCCCUCACACACCACAACAGCAACGGCCUGUAGGCUACACACCUGCACACACACACACACUGCAUCUUAUAACCUCAUCCCCUAUGACCCCGCCCCCCCAGCCCUAGACACACACACACAAACA